Molecule: messenger RNA, 11167 nt
Organism: Amphiprion ocellaris (clown anemonefish)
Lineage: Eukaryota; Metazoa; Chordata; Actinopteri; Pomacentridae
Gene: sptbn2
Product: spectrin beta chain, non-erythrocytic 1
Exons: 40
Coding region: 586-7725 (2379 amino acids)
Biological process (GO): actin cytoskeleton organization
Cellular component (GO): cell junction; cell projection; cortical actin cytoskeleton
Molecular function (GO): actin filament binding; phospholipid binding; structural constituent of cytoskeleton
Source: RefSeq, a predicted model, not a curated record
CACCCCUAACCACCAGCACCAACGUCCGCGUCCACUCUUUUCUUUCUUCUCCCGGCUGGACGGGAGCGCAGGCGGCGGGGAGUCGGUGUAGCUCGGACGGCCCUUCGGAUGCUCGGCCGCGGGGAGGAGGGGGGAGAAGAAGAAGCUGCUGCUGCUGCUGCGGAUAUCCGUCUCGUACCUGCCUCUAAAACGGGGCUCUGCUCAUCGCCUCUGUGUCUCUUUUAUUCCCCCCUUCUUCUUCUUCCCCGCUGACCGUUUUGUGUGUGAGAGAGAAAAAGAGAGGCUGGUUUUGGUUUCGUAACGCGCUGCACCGGGUAGCAGCGCGGAAAGCGGGUGUUUUUUUUUCUUUAUUUUUCUAACCGAGGAUGCGGAUUUAACGGACAGACGUGAUCAGUGUCACCUGGGAUUUUUAACCGUUAAAAUUCGAAUUAGCGAAUUAGCCGCACGCCUCGGUUAGCCAAGGAAGAUAUUUUUUUUUGUACAUGUCUGCUCCAAUAUAGUGACACGACAGACGUAAUAUCGACUAGUUCUUUUACCAGAAGACAAAAUAACGGGUUGAAUGUGUUUUCCUCCUGCCUGGACACCAUGAGCACAAUCUCGCCAACAGACUUUGACAGCUUGGAGAUCCAGCAGCAGUAUAAUGACAUCAACAACCGCUGGGACCUGGCAGCAGAGACUGACUGGGAUAAUGAGAACAGUUCAGCACGCCUCUUUGAACGCUCACGCAUUAAGGCUCUUGCAGAUGAGCGUGAAGCGGUGCAGAAGAAAACCUUCACCAAAUGGGUAAACUCUCACUUAGGCCGAGUGACCUGUCGCAUUGGUGACUUGUACACUGACCUGCGGGAUGGCCGCAUGCUUAUCCGCCUGCUGGAAGUGCUCUCAGGAGAACAGCUGCCAAAACCAACAAAGGGCCGUAUGCGCAUCCACUGCCUGGAGAAUGUUGAUAAAGCCUUGCAGUUUCUCAAGGAACAAAAAGUCCAUCUAGAAAACAUGGGCUCACAUGACAUUGUGGACGGGAAUCACCGUCUUACACUGGGUCUCAUUUGGACCAUCAUUCUUCGCUUCCAGAUUCAGGACAUCAGUGUGGAGACGGAGGACAACAAAGAGAAAAAAUCAGCCAAAGAUGCCCUGCUGCUUUGGUGCCAAAUGAAAACUGCUGGAUACCCCAAUGUCAACAUCCACAACUUCACCACCAGCUGGAGAGAUGGCCUGGCGUUCAAUGCCAUCGUGCACAAACACAGACCUGACCUGAUUGAGUUUGACAACCUGAAGAGGUCCAAUGCUCACUACAAUCUCCAAAAUGCUUUCAAUGUGGCCGAGAAGGAACUGGGGCUGACCAAGCUGCUGGACCCAGAAGAUGUUAAUGUCGAUCAGCCUGAUGAAAAGUCCAUCAUCACCUAUGUGGCGACUUACUAUCAUUACUUCUCCAAGAUGAAAGCCCUGGCAGUGGAGGGCAAACGAAUUGGCAAGGUGCUGGACUAUGCUAUUGAGGCUGACCAGCUGAUAGAGAAGUAUGAGACCCUGGCCUCAGAGCUGCUACAGUGGAUCGAGCAGACCAUUGUAACGCUCAACGAUAGACAGCUAGCUAACUCACUGAGUGCUGUACAGAACCAGCUCCAGGCUUUCAACUCCUACAGGACAGUGGAAAAACCCCCAAAAUUUACAGAGAAAGGAAACUUGGAGGUUCUCCUCUUCACCAUCCAAAGCAAGAUGAGAGCAAACAAUCAGAAAGUCUACAUGCCAAGAGAGGGAAAACUCAUCUCUGACAUCAACAAGGCAUGGGAACGACUGGAAAAGGCAGAACACGAACGUGAGCUGGCGUUGAGAAAUGAGCUGAUUCGCCAGGAGAAGCUGGAGAUGCUCGCAGCCCGUUUUGACCGGAAGGCAGCUAUGCGGGAGACAUGGCUGAGCGAGAACCAGAGGCUGGUGUCUCAGGAUAAUUUUGGAACAGACUUGGGAGCAGUAGAAGCCGCCACCCGAAAACAUGAGGCUAUUGAGACAGACAUUGGGGCAUAUUGGGAGCGUGUGGCUGCUGUGGAGGCAGUCGCCAAAGAGCUGGAAGCAGAGGGUUAUCACGAUGUGCGGCGUAUACUUGCACGGCGGGAUAAUGUGCUUCGACUUUGGGAAUACCUAAAAGAGCUUCUGGCUGCACGCAGAGAGCGACUGAAUGCCCACCGUGACCUACAGAGACUGUUUCAAGAGAUGCGUUACAUCAUGGACUGGAUGGCAGAUGAGAAGGGCCGUCUGCAGUCUCAGGACAGUGGCAAACAUUUGCAUGAUGUGUUAGACCUGCUACAAAAACACACUCUGGUAGAGGCUGACAUUUCAGCUCAGGCUGAGAGGAUCAAGGCAGUGCAGGGAGCUGCAAAGCGCUUCACUUCCUAUGAACAGGCCUAUAAACCUUGUGAGCCUGGACUAGUUAGUGAGAAGGUUGACUUGCUGGGUCAAGCCUAUGAGGAGCUUGGUCAGCUUGCUGGACAACGCAGAGAGCGCCUAGAGGACUCACGUCGUCUGUGGCAGUUCAUGUGGGAUGUUGGAGAGGAGGCAGCCUGGAUCAGAGAGCAGGAGCAGAUCCUGGCUAGUGGAGACUGUGGCCGUGACCUCACUUCUGCCCUUCACCUACUCAGUAAACACGAGGCUUUCAGGGAUGAGAUGGCAGCCCGUUAUGGCCCCCUGAGUAACAGCAUUGCAGCUGGAGAAGCUUUGGUUAAAGAGGGACACUUUGGAGCCCCACAGGUCACUGAGAGGAUUCAAGACAUCCGUGCACAGUGGACUCAUUUGGAGGAGACAACAAAGCUCAGAGAGCAGAAUCUUAAGGAAGCUGUGGCCCUGAACCAGUUUCAAACAGAUGCCAAUGACAUGGAGGCAUGGAUUAUGGAGACACUUAGACAGGUGUCCAGUCAAGAGGUGGGCCAUGAUGAGUUUUCCACCCAGACACUAGCUCGCAAACAGAGGGAGAUAGAGGAGGAGAUCCAGAGCCACCACCCUCUCAUCGACUCCCUGCAUGAGCAGGCCCAAGCACUCCCACAGGCCUAUAUAGGCUUCCCUCAAGUGGAAGGUCGUCUACCUGCUAUUGAGCAGCGCUAUGAGGAACUGGAAUCUCUGUCAGCAGCUCGGCGUCAGGCUCUGGAAGGUGCCCUGGCCCUCUACCGCAUGUUCAGCGAAGCUGGUGCCUGCCAGCUCUGGGUGGAGGAAAAAGAGCAGUGGUUGCAUGCCAUGGAGAUCCCUACCAAACUCGAGGACUUAGAAGUUGUACAGCAGAGAUUUGAGACACUGGAACCUGAGAUGAACAACGUAGGUGCUCGUGUCACAGAUGUGAACCAGGUGGCAGAGCAGCUGCUCAGCUCUGACAGUUGUAACAAAGAUCAAAUCCACCAGACAAAAGACCAACUAAAUAACAGAUGGAAGGAGUUUGAACAACUGUCUGGUCAAAAGAAACAAGCUCUAGAGUCUGCCCUCAAUAUACAGAACUACCAUCUUGAAUGUAAUGAGAUCCAGACUUGGAUGAAAGAAAAGACCAAAGUGAUUGAAUCCACUCAGAGCCUGGGCAAUGACCUGGCUGGAGUGAUGGCACUUCAACGCAAACUCACUGGCAUGGAGAGGGACCUCGAGGCUAUCCAGGGCAAAUUGGAUGACCUGAGAAAUGAGGCAGAAAAGCUGGCCAAGGAACAUCCAGAUCAGGCUGGAGAGAUUCAAGGACGGCUGGCAGAGAUUCAAGAGGUGUGGGAGGAGUUGAACGCCACCAUGAAGCGACGAGAAGAGUCAUUGGGUGAAGCCAGCAAGCUACAGGGUUUCCUUAGGGAUCUGGACGACUUCCAGUCCUGGCUGUCCCGUACCCAGACAGCAGUGGCCUCAGAGGACAUUCCUACUUCUCUGCCUGAGGCUGAGAGUUUGCUAGCCCAGCACGAGAGUAUCAAGAAUGAGGUGGAUAACUAUAAGGAUGACUACGAGAAGAUGCGUGCAGUCGGUGAGGAGGUGACCCAGGGUCAGACAGAUGCCCAGCACAUGUUUCUGGCCCAGAGGCUCCAGGCAUUGGACACUGGCUGGCAUGAAUUGCGUCGCAUGUGGGAGAACCGCCACAGUCUUUUGGCCCAAGCCUUUGACUUCCAGACUUUCCUGAGAGAUGCGAAGCAGGCAGAAGCCUUCCUCAACAGCCAGGAGUACGUGCUGUCCCACACAGAGAUGCCCACCAGUCUUCAGGCAGCAGAGGAGGCCAUUAAGAAGCAUGAGGACUUCCUUACCACCACAGAAGCCAGUGAAGAGAAGAUAACUGGUGUGGUGGAGGCUGGAAGGCGCCUCAUUAAUGACUCUAAUGCAAACUCUGAUAAGAUCCAAGAAAAAGUGGAUUCAGUCCAAGAAAGGCACCUUAAGAAUAAGGAGGCUGCAAAUGAACUGUUGACCAAACUUAAGGAUAACCGUGAACUUCAGCACUUCCUCCAAGAUGGACAGGAGCUCACAUUGUGGAUCAAUGAGAAGAUGCUCACAGCUCAGGACAUGUCGUAUGACGAGGCCAGAAAUCUUCACAGCAAGUGGCAGAAACAUCAGGCCUUCAUGGCAGAGCUGGCUUCAAACAAAGACUGGCUUGACAAGAUUGAUAAGGAGGGUCAGGCGUUGGUGGCGGAGAAGCCUGAGCUGAAACCUGUUGUCCAGCAGACCCUGGAGGACCUGCAGCGUCAGUGGGAGGAGCUGGAAGGGACCACCCAAACCAAGGCUCAGUGCUUGUUUGAUGCUAACAGAGCAGAGCUCUUUACACAGAGCUGCUCUGCUCUGGAUGUCUGGCUGAAAAACCUUGAGGGUCAGCUGCACAGUGAUGACUAUGGAAAAGAUUUGACCAGUGUCAACAUCCUCCUCAAGAAACACCAGAUGCUGGAGCAUCAGAUGGAGGUCAGAGAGAAGGAGGUGCAGUCUCUGCAGUCUCAGGCUCUGGCUCUGUCCCAGGAAGAUGCUGGACUGGCUGAGGUAGAUGGUCAGCAAAGACGCGUCACUGACAACUUCUCCAACCUCCAGGAACCUCUCAAGCUGAGAAGACAGCGACUACUCGCCUCCAAAGAAGCACAUCAGUUCAACAGAGAUCUGGAAGAUGAAAUUCUAUGGGUGAAAGAGAGGAUGCCCCUGGCAACCUCUACAGACCAUGGAAAAGACCUGCCCACUGUACAGCUGCUAAUCAAGAAGAACCAGACACUGCAGAAGGAGAUCCAGGGCCAUCAGCCUCGCAUUGAUGAUAUCCACAGACGAGGCAAGACUCAGAGCCAGGUAGAUGGUGAGAGACAGUCUGUUCUAGAGGAGCGUCUUGUUGAGCUGAAGGACCUCUGGGACCAGCUGAUUGCAGAGACAGACAAGCGUCAUGCCCGUCUAAUAGAGGCCAAUCGCGCCCAGCAGUUCUAUGCUGAUGCAGCAGAAGCUGAGGCCUGGAUGGGAGAACAAGAGUUGCACAUGAUGUCAGAAGAAAAAGCCAAGGAUGAGCAAAGUGCUCUAGUGAUGGUCAAGAAGCACCAGAGUCUGGAGCAGGCACUUGAAGAUUACGCCCAGACCAUUCAUCAGCUGGCCAACAGCAGUCGCCUCAUGGUCACUAGUGAACACCCAGAGAGUGAAAGAAUCACCUUACGACAAGCACAAGUUGACAAGCUGUAUGCAGGCCUGAAAGACCUUGCUGAGGAGCGUCGCGGUCGGCUUCAGGAGAGGCUGCGGCUGACGCAGCUGAAGCGGGAGGUGGAUGAUCUGGAACAGUGGAUUGCUGAGAGGGAGGUGGUUGCUGGCUCCCAUGAACUAGGACAGGACUACGAACAUGUCACAAUGCUGAGGGACAAGUUCCGGGAGUUUGCUCGUGACACCAGCACCAUCGGCCAGGAGCGUGUAGACGGUGUAAAUGGGUUGGCAGAUGACCUGAUUGAGUCGGGUCAUCCUGAGAACGCCAGUGUCGCUGAGUGGAAGGAUGGUUUGAAUGAGGCCUGGGCUGACCUGCUAGAGCUGAUUGACACACGCACACAAAUGUUGGCAGCCUCCUAUGAGCUGCACCGCUUCCAUCAAGAUGCCAUGGAAGUGCUUGGACGUGUUAAGGAGAAGAGGGAGGCACUGCCUUCAGAUCUUGGCCGUGAUCUGAAUACUGUCCAGCAUCUACACAGACAGCACAACACGUUUGAACAUGACAUCCAGGCCCUCAGUGGACAGGUGAACCAGGUUCAGGACGAUGCAGCUCGGCUGCAGAAGGCCUACGCUGGUGAGAAAGCUGAUGACAUUCACAGGAGUGAACAUGCAGUGACUUCUGCCUGGGAGGGUCUGCUUGAGGCUGGUCAGGCCCGCAGGCUCCUCCUGCUGGACACAGUAGAGAAGUUCCGCUUCUUCAACAUGGUGCGAGACCUCAUGCUCUGGAUGGAUGGUGUCAAUCUGCAGAUUGAUGCACAUGACAGUCCCAGGGAUGUAUCCUCUGCAGGAUUGGUCAUUGCCAAUCAUCAAGACAUCAAAUCAGAGAUUGAGACCAGGGCGGACAGCUUUACUGCCUGUACUGAGAUGGGAAAUACUCUCAUCAAUAAUAAUCACUAUGCAGCUGAUGAGAUCCGAGAGAAACUGGCUCAGCUCCAGGAAAAGAGAGAUAAGAUCAACAAAAAGUGGCAAGACAAGAUGGACCAUUUACAAAUUGUGCUGGAGGUGUUGCAGUUUGGUCGUGAUGCCUAUGUGGCAGAGUCAUGGCUGGCAGGGCAAGAACCUCUGGUGCGAGCAGCAGAGCUUGGCUCAAAUGUGGAUGAGGUAGAGAGCCUAAUUAAGCGUCAUGAGGCUUUUGAGAAACUUGCUGCAGCUUGGGAAGAGCGCUUUGUGAGCCUGGAGAAACUCACCACACUUGAGGAACACGAGAUCCAGAGGAGGCUAGAGGAAGAGGAGAGAGCACGGCGACCACCUACACCACCACCAGCAGAAGAAGUGGCACAAUCUGAGACAGAAAGUCAAGCACAUGAUUCUGCUGCCAGAACCAGUCUGGACCAGACUACACUCAAUCAGUCAGUGUCAGUGAAUGGCGUACACAGUGACAAUGACACAUCUCAGCAGUCAAUAUCGCUAUCGUUGUCAGUGGGAAAGAAAUCAGAGCCUAAACGUGUGUGUAAGCCAAAGCAGCCGGAGCGUGGCUCGGAGUCUGAGUCAGUCAACGGACCAGGUAGAGACAGCGGGUUGGCAUCUUCUCGCCUCGAGCCGUCUGCCACGUUACCAAGCAGAGGCGGAGCUGAGUCUGGGCCAGAGGCCAUGGAGGGAAUGCUCUGUCGAAAACAGGAGAUGGAGUCCCACAGCAAAAAGGCAGCUAGCAGGUCCUGGCAGAAUGUGUACUGUGUCCUAAGAAAAGGAAGUCUUGGUUUCUAUAAAGACAGCAAGAGCGCUAGUAACGGCAUUCCAUACCACGGAGAGGUACCCAUCAGCCUGGGAGAGGCUGUGUGUGAAGUAGCCCACGACUAUAAGAAGAGGAAACAUGUAUUUAAGCUCAGGCUAGGGGAUGGGAAGGAGUACCUGUUCCAAGCAAAGGAUGAGGCGGAAAUGAGCUCCUGGAUUCGCUCCAUCCUCGUUUCCAUUCCAUCAGGGUCAGGGGACUCGCCCGGGGGUCCGCGGGCCCUGAGCCGUGCCAUGACGAUGCCUCCCAUCUCCCCCAGCGCAGGCGACGCUGGAGGCGUCACCAUGCGCAACAAAGAGGGGAAAGAGAAGGAUCGUGAGAAGAGGUUCAGCUUCUUUGGCAAGAAGAAAUAGAACACUUGUAAAAUUAUCGGUGGAAAACGCAUUUGUCACAAUUUCAACAGACUGAGGCAGACAGUAAUGAAAGUACAAACCAGUCAUACAAACACGCUGCUCUCAGUGCAGGCCCCUAGGAAUUUGACAGCUACAUCACGUGGCUAACAGAAAACGUGUUAUUUUUUCUCUUUAUUUCUGAUUCUCUCCCUCGCUGGUUUUAUCUGUCAUUUAAUUUUUUGUUCAUCCAAUCCAUAUUUCACAUUUAGCUGCACCAAACAACGAAAGCCGUCAUCCAGUUUUAGACCGUUUCAGACCCGCAGAGCUCAUUAGCCCGAGUGAGUAACAGGCAUGGUUGGCAUAUGCAGGAAUCCAGGCCCGACUCAGUUCCAGUCCAACAAAUUGGAUCUUCUUCUGCAGGAAUAUUUCCUCCUCAGUGAGUCUUGACUAGUUGAGCCCGUCGUGAUGCUGUGCCUCUAAUAAAACGAUGGAUGGUGGCUUUCCGCUCUGCUGCGCUCUGGUUUCAUUUCCCCUCUUUCAAACGUUCUCUUUUGGGAAGGAUCACAUCAGUCUCUUUUUCCGUUCUUGGUAUUGAUGUUAUUAACCUGAUUGAUAUUAUUAUAAUUAUUAUUGCUAUUUAUCUUUUGCAAUUGCUGGUUUGAGAAGACAAACUAAUUAAUUUGACAGUAGAUAACCUUGAUUUAUGUUGUGGAGAGAAACAAAUUUGGUUAAACUAGUGGAGAAUGUUGGGCUUGCCCUUGUAUGUAUUGUUUUUUUUUUUUUAGGAAUGACAGUUUCUGAGGUGUUUUGAGAAGAAAAUAAAGCUCCUUAAAUUUUAGCAGUGUGCAGUAAGUGAUCACAAGUUUCAUUGGGAAAAUGAUAUAUAUAUUUAAUAAGUGGUUUUAUCUUUUUUUUAUCUUUAAUUUUGCCUGUAUUGAUUAUUUCUUUUGAGUGAUCUUUUCUGCUUGAUUUUCAACUUUCUUUUUUUUCUGUACAAAGCAGAGAAGAUUAGUUUUCUAGUGUGUGCGUGCGUGCGUGUGUGUGAGUUGUGGUGCUGUGGAUUUUGCAUGUUUAUGUUAUUCCUGAUCAAACGUGGCCAGAUGGAUGCUGCUUUUUCGGUACUCAAACGCAGACGAAAAUCAGACACAAACACAGAAUAAUAUUGCUGGAAUGAUUUCAUAAAAUUUGCUUUUCUUUUGGUUUGAAGUACGUGGAAGCUGACAUUACCAAUGACGUUUCUCAAGACGGUUACCAUUUCUCCUUCAGUAUCUCUAACAUCUAUUUCCGUUCUCUCUACCUGCUGGUGUGAAGACAUGGGGGCAGCUUGUAGAUUAAAAGCUGAAGCACAUUUUUUUUUUGUGGAUGCGAGCAAAACAGAUGGACAGCUGACAGAUCUAAUUACAGGUGAAGUGGGGGGGUGUGGAAGUGAGAUUGGAUAGACAGUGAAAAACGUGCUUUAUGUGCUUUCUGACAGAGAGAUAUGAGCCUUACUUGAACCCACUUCAGAUACACUGAAUCCUUUUUUUCUACAAGCCCACUCUCCAUUCAAACAGUCUCCAAGAAAGUGAUCUUGGUGCAAAGAAAAGAAUGUUAAAAAUGUGCCCUGUGGCAAUGACCUAAUGUAUGUCAGUGGUUUAUAUAUGCAGGUACAAUAGGAUUAAGUGCAGAGAGCUCUGCUCAGGAGUGGUGGCAGAGAGGGAAAAGUCCUCAGUUCUCUUCUAUGAGCUCGGCUCUCUUGCAUAUGUGGCAUGACUUCAUGUAUACUUGUGUGUGUCCAAUCAUUGCCAUCUAUUCUCUGCUGUGUUGAUGUACUCUGUAGACAUGAGAUCACUUCAUAUUCAGGAUUGAAGAGCAACUAAUUUUAUGUAAUUGGCUGUUAGAAUGAAACAAGAUAAGCGUAUGUAAAAAUGAUAAGUGUUUGUUAGUUUCCUCAAAUACUGUACCUGUUAAAAUAAAAAGAACAGCUACAGUAUAAUGUGAAUGUAGACAGUACACACACAAAUAUCUCAAACUGGUUGUUAUAGUCACUUAAAAGUGUUAAUUUGCUGUUUACAAUUCAAGAGUUUUAUGGGCUACCACAAAACAAGUUGGCUGCGAGCGAUUAUUUGUAAUUCUUGGCAUUUUGAUAGUAACUCUUUAAGGCUGGUAAUUGCCAGGAUGUGCAUGUCAUGCCUUGGAGGAGUGAUUAGUUCACAGGAAUGUCACACCAAAACUGUUGAUGCCACAAUCAACUGGAAAUUUACACAGGUCGGCCUUACGUUGCAGUCCCAAAUAAAUACGGUACUGCGAAAGUCAGAGAGGAGAAAUAUGUCAACAUCCACUUUGAGACUAUUGAACUGGGUUCAGUUAAUAGCACCUGGUCCAAACUUGUCUCUGUCUGUGGCACUUUUGCAUCCCGGGUGUGUCACAGAGCUCGACUGAACUAGGAUCUGUGGGCCAGGUCAGCAAGGUCACUGCAUACAUAAGUGAGCCAAUGCAGUUUGUGAACAUUGUGCACAGUUUUGAAUAAAGGAGUCCUUCUUCCCCCAGUGGAUGAGCUGUUUUAGCGACUACUGCUUCUUUUUCUCCGCCCUGGACGCCUAACGCGGCGUCCAGCUGAUGCUGGGUGGUUCAAGUUCAAAGUGUAUUUUCUUAUCAGCUCAUUUGAAUGUGAAUGAUUCAAAUUAGUUUGGCCAAAUUGGUCAUGUGAAGCAAAAAUAUUUCUCAUACUUGAUAUACUGUACACAAGCUCUCUCUCUCUCUCUUUCUCACACACUCUCACAUUAAUACUGUACUGUAUAUUCAAUGCAGAAUGACCCCGGCAAUCCAGUCUUGUGGGAAUGUCCUCAGCUGGCUGUGAUUCGAUGUUGCAUAUGGCAUCCUUUUAAAAUAACAUUGUGCUACUGGUGAGCUUUGACCAGAACAUGGAAAGUAUGUAUUAUUGAUGUCAAAGAUAUAAGUUUUUGGUUCUAAGAGUACUUGUAACAAUGCAGUACUUAAUGAAGAAAAAACAACUUUUACUUGUUAAGUAUUAGAUAUGAGUGAACAGACUGGUGACAAUUUGAGCUUCCUUUUUUAGAUGAAGGCAGGAUAUUUGCUGUCUAGUGGGAGCUUGUAUUUUUUCAUCCAGUGGUCUGUCUCGCGGCAUUUGAUAAGCCUGUCCACCUCCCUUCAUUUCUCAUUACUUUUGACGAAUGUCUGUUCCUUCCUCUGUAAUUCAGAGUUGUUAAUACCACUACUAUUAUUAAUUGCUAUUAUUAUCAUUAUUGCUACUGUUGUUACUAUUACUACUACUGUUACUAAUGCAAGUUAUUGCAAAAACUAUAACUGCUGUUCAUUUUCAGGUACGUGUCUGUAAUACCAGACCCUUCCACACGAUGUCAGUGUGCUGUGGAGCAUUUUCAUUACAAAUCGAAGAUAAUGUUUGUUGACUUGUGUAUCUACAUCUAAUAUUAGGAAUAAUAAAACAUGGUUUAAUCAAGAA